AUGGAAAAGCCAGACACUAAGGAUACAGUGGAAGAAGCAUCCACAAAAAAGGAGCUACUGGACAAAGCGCAUACAAAAAAUGAGCCUUCAAAGAGAAUCAUUGUUAAAUUCGUGCCUGAAGACGAAGUUGUAUUAAGGCACACCAUAAAAGUAAUUCAACAGUCCACCGAUUGUGCUGAGAAGAAAGGGCCCAGUAUGAUUGUCAGAUCUGUCAAUUUGAAUGACGGGAUUCAAAUAAGACGGAGAUUCGGUGAAGGUGCCAAGCCUCUAUUUGAUCGCGAUGAUGUAAAGGUGAAUACAGUUGAGGAUUGCGGAAGUAGUUCCGAUCACAAAUCCAAAUAUCCCAAAGGCUCCAGUCCUUUCAAACACUAUCAUGGAGUACUGCAUGAAAAAUCUCCGGACACUUCACGAAAUUUAGACGGAAAACAUGAACGUGGCGAAAAACACGAUUAUAGGCGGAAAAGCAAAUCGGAGAAGACAAAUUUGAAACAGAUUAUAAGCAAACAAGCUUACGAAAGAAGUAAAAAACCAUAUUUCAGUGAUCCCAUUCGGGAGAGGGAUCGUUUAAGGCGUCUCUAUGGUAGUCCCAACGCACGAAAAUCUCGGUCACAUUCCCCUAGCUACAUUAGAAGGCGAAGUUCACCGAGAUCUCGGCGUGUAAGCAGUAGUCCAAGAAGUAGACGUUCCAGAAGUCGAAGUAGGCGCCGAAGCUCCUCCCGGGACAGGUCUUCUCGGAGGCACCGUUAUGAUCACAGAACACAUCAUCGUUCUCGUACACGCUCGCCAAGACGGAAUCGUUCCAGACAUAGAAGUUCCUCCCCUAGAGAGCGGGAUGAAAGAGGGACAAAUUUUCAAGAAACGCCACAUCGUAAUAUUCCCCCGACACUACCAGCAGCAUUGCCAAAUUUUUCCUGCCCAUAUCAUAUUCCUCAACCAAUUUUGACUUUCCAUGGUGCGCCCCAGCGUCCUUUUACAGCAAUUAGACAUUUUGCUCCUCCUGCGCUAUACGGAGGACUCACACCAACGAUGCCCUACAUCCAAAUGCCAUACAUCCCAAUGCCUGCUGCAUCAUAUCGCCCACAUACAGGUCAUAGGUAUCCACCGCCUAGACAGAACAUUAGCAGUACACACGUUCGAAAUAAAAAACAAUUUCCUAAGUCAUAG
This is a messenger RNA of Musca vetustissima, 1164 nucleotides long. Its product is annotated as female-specific protein transformer. NCBI's taxonomy places the organism in Eukaryota, Metazoa, Arthropoda, Insecta, Diptera, Muscidae. The record is from RefSeq and is a predicted model, not a curated record. Bases 1 to 1164 code for a protein of 387 amino acids. The transcript has 4 exons.